GAUCAUGUCGGUGGCAUGUCGAAGGUCACAGCUCGGCUUACAAUGGAGCUGUCGGAGCCUGCGCAGAGUGGGUUGCAGAUCUUGGCUGAUCGUGGCUGUUUCUCCCCCAGAGCCGACCAGGCCUCUUUAGAUCAUCCAGACUUGAAACAUAUUGAUCCAGCAGUAUUAAAACAUUGCCAUGCAGCUGCUACAACUAGUAUAGUAGAAGCUGGAAAGCAAAAAGCUGACAAAUCUGCCAUAAAUACUUAUUUAGAAGACUGUAAGUUUGACAAAGAAAGAAUUGAACAAUUUUGCACCGAAUACCAGAAAAAUAAAGAUACCUUGGAAAUCCUAUUGGGAAGCAUAGGCAGAUGCCCACUGCAUAUAACUGAUGUUUGUUGGCAUUUGGAAUAUCAAAUCAAGACUAAUCAACUUCAUAAAAAUUAUCACCCUGCUUAUCUGAUGACCUUAAAUGUUGAGAACAAUGACUCAAGAUCUCACCUGGACAUUAAUUUUAGUUGUUCUAUGGAGCAAUUACAGGAUUUAGUUGGAAAACUAAAAGAUGCAGCUAAAAGCCUAGAGAGAACAACUCAGCUGUAGCUGCAGACCUUGGCAGUCUACUGGAUCCAAGAAGAAAAAGAAACUGUUUCCUAAUAGUUUUGUCUUUGAAUAUCAGAUGGUUAUUUACUUUGAUGGAAUUUUGAUAAAGCUUUGGCCACGCUGAAAUGGAAUGCCUUCUUUCUAGCCAAUAUUACAAGUUUGGUGUGCAGCUGCCAAUAGCAUUUUGUUAGUAUCAUGUCUUAUGGGGAAAUGUUUAUUUGUUUGAUUGUCAGAAACUGUGUUCUUUUUUCCUGUACCCCUUGUUAAAUAUAUUCCCUCUACUCUGUCUUGUUCUGACUCGAAACAAGCCU
Messenger RNA from Rhineura floridana, 890 nucleotides. RefSeq names its product COMM domain-containing protein 3-like. Gene Ontology annotation, biological process: sodium ion transport. NCBI's taxonomy places the organism in Eukaryota, Metazoa, Chordata, Lepidosauria, Squamata, Rhineuridae. The record is from RefSeq and is a predicted model, not a curated record. The transcript has a single exon. The coding region runs from base 16 to 579 and encodes 187 amino acids.